Melanaphis sacchari is the source of this 1481-nucleotide messenger RNA. RefSeq names its product reticulon-4-interacting protein 1 homolog, mitochondrial-like. Gene Ontology annotation, molecular function: zinc ion binding; oxidoreductase activity. The coding region runs from base 76 to 1392 and encodes 438 amino acids. Gene Ontology annotation, cellular component: mitochondrion. NCBI's taxonomy places the organism in Eukaryota, Metazoa, Arthropoda, Insecta, Hemiptera, Aphididae. The transcript has 5 exons. The record is from RefSeq and is a predicted model, not a curated record.
UAACCGUUUGAUAACGGCCGGAGGAGGCAUCAUCAGCACGAAUUUGGCGGAAAUCGAAUAAUAUAAUAUAUUAUUAUGUCUAAAUCAAAUUCAAUAUUUGGAUUGGUCUUUCGAUCAUUUCCAAUUUCACCAUCGAGGAACACAUUCGUGGCUCGGACAAUUCGACGUCGUACGUUCAACACCAGCUAUAGCGCCACCACCGACGAUAUGACAGUUGAUAUACCCACGACAGAUGACAAGUCAAAAACGACAACUACCGAAACUGCUUGGGCAUCGAAAAUGGUUGCUUGGCAAGCUCACUCGUACAGUUCCAUAGACGAUUUGGUACUAACCAGUAACGCCCGGUCGCCGACUAUGGUGGCGGCCAAUGAAGUGUUGGUGCGUGUCAAAGCUUCGUCAGUCAACCCACUCGACGUACUCAUGACCGGGGGUUUUGGUCAGGUACUGUUGAGCACCAUCCGCCAAGCUCAGAAUAUGUCUCUGCACAAACCUGUUGAGUUUCCGCUAACAUUAGGGCGUGAUUUUUGUGGAGAAAUCAUAGCCAAAGGGGUAAAAGUCAAGAAUUAUAAUGUUGGUGAUGUGGUCAUGGGUGUAGUGCCUCCCUUUCAUCAAGGUUGUCAUUCAGAAUUUGUCGCUGUUCCUGAAGGUCUGGUAGCUAAGAAACCAGAUCAUUUGACUAAAGAAGAAGCAGCAGGAUUUCUGUAUACAGGCAUGACUGCUUGGUCUGCUUUGAAAUUGGUUGGCGGCUUGUAUGUUAUGAAAGCUACCAACAAAAAUGUACUCGUCAUUGGUGGAUCUGGAGGUGUUGGUAAUUGUGCUAUACAAUUAUUAAAGCAUUGGGGUGCUAAGGUAACUACAACAUGCGAUUCAACUGCAAUAAACUUAGUGAAAAGUCUUGGACCUGAUAAUAUUAUAGAUUAUACAGCUAAAGAUGCAAAUCAACAAUUAGAAGAACAUGGAAAGUAUGAUCUAAUCUUAGAUGCAGCAGGAAUAUCAUAUAAUAAAAUUGGUUCUUAUACACCUUUGUUAAAAGAGUGGUCUUAUGCUGCUUUUAUUACACUUCGCAGUCCCAUUUUACACAACACAGAUUCAUAUGGCUUAGUGGGAGGCAUGGUUAAAAAUGCAAUUGACUUUCUAGUUCCAAACAUUUUAUCUGGAGCAGUAUUCAAAGGUUCUACAAUACGGUGGGGUGCUUUCAUUCCAGUUGAGUGUGGUGUAAAAGAACUUGCUAAGUUAGCUGAAGAGAAGAAAAUUUUAAUUCCUCUAGAAAAAACUUUUAAAUUUAUAGAUCUUAAAGAUGCAUACAAAAGAGUACAAGACGGACAUCUAAGAGGCAAAGUUGUUAUAACUUUUGAUAAACCUAGUUUGGAAAAAGCUAGAUUAACUAAUUAAGUGUUAUUUAUUAUAGUUAGAUUCUCUUUUGAUGUUUACCAUAUUGAAUAUUUAUCAAUCAUUAUACACAAUUUUGUUAUUUGUUAAUA